Messenger RNA from Neospora caninum, 2094 nucleotides. RefSeq lists its product as hypothetical. The coding region runs from base 1 to 2094 and encodes 697 amino acids. Gene Ontology annotation, cellular component: cytosol. The record is from RefSeq and is a predicted model, not a curated record. The transcript has 8 exons. Gene Ontology annotation, molecular function: galactokinase activity. NCBI's taxonomy places the organism in Eukaryota, Apicomplexa, Conoidasida, Eucoccidiorida, Sarcocystidae. Gene Ontology annotation, biological process: galactose metabolic process.
AUGCAGGAGAAAGAAGAGAGAGUGAAAAAGUGCCGGGACGAUGCAGUGAAGAAACGCCGGAGAGACGCGGCGGAGGACGUGGAAGCCCCGCUGGCUGAGGAGACAGUUCAGGCGUUCAAAGACGCAUUCAAUUCCGCCCUCCCCGAUUUCCUUGUCGUCGCUCCUGGGAGAAUCAACAUCAUCGGAGAACACUUGGACUACGAGGGGUACUCCGUUCUUCCCAUGGCGAUCGACAAGUUCACGACUUGUGCUAUUCGGUCGCUUCCUCCUCCCGCGUCUUGUUGCGAUUCGUCUCCGGCGCGCUCUCUACCGCCUUCGCAAGAGGGAGCGGCGAGUCGAAAAGAGAGGAACAGUGGAGAGAGCGCCCCUGGAUCUACUGACCCCCGGAAAAACGGAGACAGGACGCACCUCGCUUCAGUUGAACCAACCACUCCGGGGCUCUUCCCUUCCUCUUCUCCCUCGCCUUUCUCUUCUCCCUCGCCCUCCUCUUCUCCCUCCUCUUCUCCCCUCUCUUCUCCCCUCUCUUCUCCCUUUCUCGCCCUCCGUCACACGCACGGCGACCGCUUUGCUGGCUGCACUGUGGAGCUCGUGGAAGACCUGCCGUUGCAGCUGCGGCGUCUGACUAGAGGCGAGGCGUCGGGGCGAGGAAAGGAAGAAGAGCGAGGAAAGGAAGAAGAGCGAGGGGAGGGAGAAGAGCGAGGGGAGGGAGACGGAGCGAGAGAGAACGGCGCUGACGCUGGAGAGAAAGGGGAGUCUGCGGAGAAGGCCGAGGGCGGCGCGAGAGAGGAGAUCCACUCCGCAGGGACAGAGACAAGGCGGGUCGGAUCCGACGAUGCGGCGGAGCAAACGGCAGGAAGCCGAAAGAACGACGGCUGGCUCAAAUACCCUCUGGCGGCCAUAGUGGGGGUGCUAGAAUAUCUGAUAGGCGGCAAAGACCUCGACGCAGUGGGAAGGCUCUUCGGCGUCGGACGCACAGAAGAAGGCGGAGGGAUGGAUCAGUCAGUCAUCGUCUUAUCUUCGGAGAAGUCCGCGACGCUCGUCUCCUUCGUUCCUUCCCUUCAAACGCGCCUUGUUCGUCUCCCCCCUGGCGUACAGUUUGCUGUCGCCCACACACUCGUGUCGAGCCCAAAAGCUGCGCAUGCAGCUAAGCUGUUCAACAAGAGAGUCAUGGAGUGUCUCUUUGCGGCUCUCCUUCUCCUCAAGUCUACACAGCCCAGCAAACCACUGCCGACAGGGGAGGCGUUGCGUACGUGGACGCUGCGCAAAUCUCAAGAGACUGCAGGCCUGUCUCUCUCCGAAGCAGUCGAACUCGCAAAGGAAGCCCUGAAACGGGAAUAUUCGCGGAGACAACUGGAAGAAGAGCUAGGGCUCACAGUGAUUGCCGAGGUCGUGAGACUCCUUCCUCUCCUGGAAGAGGUUUGGAAACAGAACGACACGUUCUGCCUUCGACAACGCGCGGUCCACGUCUUCACUGAGGCCGCGCGGGUGCAUGCAUUCGUUGCGGCGUGCGAGAAUCCGGACUUGGCUUUCGACGAGAAACUCGAGCUUCGGGGCCUGUAUGUGGCAAAGCGGUCGCCUGUCGCCGAGACUGCCGGCGCCAAAGACAGUGCAGAGGAGCGCCUCGCGCCCUGUCUGCAGUGGGACAUUCUGUCUUUCAAAGAAAAACAUCCUUCCGAGGCUCACCGACUUCCUUCUCCGUCUCCCUCUCCUCCGCCUGUUUCUUCUUCCGCCGCGGCCGACGCGCACCUGCGCGCGGCCGGCGUGGACUCGGCUCUUUUCCUUGUGAGGCCCGCGGGAGGAGUCGCGCUGCUGCGAGUCUUGGCAGCAGCGAGGGAGACAAAGACGCGAGAAGGUGGGAGAAAACGCGUCUGGGACCUUGAAACAAUCCCGUUGGAGCGAGGGCAGCUGGAGAGCGUGUGGGCGAGCGCGAGUGAAGUGCCUCCCAGAGAGAAGGGGCCAGGAAAAGGGGCGAGGGAAAAGAGGGGCGAAGACGUUUUGAAAGACCCGUGCCUGCGGCCGAACGCAGAAAACGCAGGAGGCAGAGAGAGGCAAAAACGCGGGCAAGAAAGGGAAGAAGGAAAUGAGGAGAUUUAG